AUGGCGCAACUUCUGCGCCUUAUGAUGGAAGACCGUGAGGCAGCCCGUGCAGAGCGCCAAGCUAACCUUGCUACCCUUCAGCACCUCGCUCAAAUUGCUACCAAAAACGCCAACAACAAUAAUGGCGGGGAUGGUAAUGCAGACCCCCGCUCCAAGCUGAAGGAUUUCCAGAGCACCAAUCCACCUGUCUUCUCCAAGUGCACUGAACCCCUCGACGCCGAUGACUGGCUUCGCACCAUUGAGAACAACCUGGAAGUUGCCGGAGUCAGCGACAAUGAGAAGGUUUUGUUCGCCACCCAUUAUCUUUCUGGACCUGCCCGCGCUUGGUGGGAAAACGUCAAGGCUAUUCAAGCUGAGGGACACGUCAUCAACUGGGAAGAAUUCAAGACCAAGUUCCGCAAGACCCACAUUCCAUCAGGACUGAUUAAGCUCAUGAAGGACAAAUUCAUGAAUCUGAAGCAAGGAAGCAUGACUGUGGUGGAAUAUAUGGACAAGUUCACCACUCUGUCCAGGUAUGCUCCAGAAGACACCGACACUGAAGAAAAGAAGAAGGACCGUUUCUCGAAUGGUCCGCAUGAUGAGAUGCAGAGUAUUUUGGUCGCUGUUCCGUACCCUGACCUUGAGUCCCUUGUUGAUGCCUCUAUCAUGGUGGAGAGCAAGCGCAAGAGUGCGUUUGAGAACCGCAAGCGCAAGGCGAUGAUGCAGCAAGGCAGCUCCAGCAAUCAGCGACCCCGCAGCUUUCCUCCACCAAGGCCGGCGCCCCAGCAGCAGAGGACACCACCCCCUGCACCUCGCCCCAACAACCCCAACCGCAACUUCAACCCUCAGCGUUCUGGAGGAAACAACUACAAUCCCAACUACAACCGCCCGAACAACAUUGUCCGCCCCGUCACCAACGGAUGCUACACUUGCGGACAGCCGGGUCAUUUCUCCAAGGAGUGUCCCAACAAGAUGAACACUGCUCAGCGCCCCAAUGCGCCCAAGCCAAAUCAGGGUCAAGCUCGCACUGCCGCCGGAAGGAACCAGAACCAGAAGAAGCCAGCUGGACCAGCUAGGGGACACCUCAACCAUGUCAACGCAGAAGAAGCUCAGGAAGCUCCGGAUAUUGUUCUGGGUACGUUCCCUGUCAACUCAGUCCCCUCGACUGUUUUGUUCGACUCUGGAGCCUCGCAUUCUUUCGUUACCAAGCCCUUUGUGAAAAAGGGAGGCUUAACCCCCACCCCCUUGAAACGACCUAUGCUUGUACAAAUCCCUGGAUCCACUAGCAGAACCCAGAGUUCCUGCAAAGAGGUUCCCAUAGAUAUUCAGGGAAAGCGUUUCCACGCAAAUCUGAUAGUGUUGGGUGAGCAAGGUUGGAAGUUAUUUUAG
Messenger RNA from Lolium perenne, 1368 nucleotides. NCBI's taxonomy places the organism in Eukaryota, Viridiplantae, Streptophyta, Magnoliopsida, Poales, Poaceae. The record is from RefSeq and is a predicted model, not a curated record.